Molecule: messenger RNA, 3891 nt
Organism: Aethina tumida (small hive beetle)
Lineage: Eukaryota; Metazoa; Arthropoda; Insecta; Coleoptera; Nitidulidae
Gene: Cep97
Product: centrosomal protein of 97 kDa
Exons: 12
Coding region: 561-2723 (720 amino acids)
Biological process (GO): mRNA splicing, via spliceosome
Molecular function (GO): U2 snRNA binding; protein binding
Source: RefSeq, a predicted model, not a curated record
CCGAUGAACCAGUCAACGGUGUCGCGUAGAUAUUCCGGUAGACGCUCCAGUUUGUUAACUUAAAUGCCACUUUCGUCCCGAACAAAAACAAACACAAAUAAAUCAGUCCCGAAAAUCGCUAAUGCACCACUCAGCUGAUAUAUUUUGCUUGUUAACUAUUUUUAGUUCUAACACCUGUCAGGUUUAUUGCACUCAGUUACCGACGCAACAAUUCGACGAUCGGUCCGUGUUGUUCGACCGCACUUUCAAGACGGCUUUAAUAACAAUUCAGGCCCGUCUAAAUAUUUGUUCGAUGGAAAAUGAAGUCAUCGUCUCAAAUCGCAAAUUAACUCCAUAUUUAUUUCUGUCAAUGCUGCCAACAUAACGGGCCACUGUCAUAGGAAAGUCCGGAAUCUCUCGAUUUAUCGAAUAAAAAGCUCAAAAAACUUAACAAACCCAGUCCCACUGAAAGCAAUGUAACAACCCUUAUUUUAGAUGACAAUGAGCUCCAACGUUUGGACAACAUUGAUUCAUAUUUUAAACUUCAAAAGUUGUCUGCUGUGAAUAAUCAAUUGCUGCGCAUGUAUGGGGUGUGCAGAUUACACUCAUUGCACACUCUAAACCUGGCACACAAUGGUAUUCUUACAAUUGAGGGGCUGAAAGAGCUUGUUUGCUUGAAGUGGUUAUGUUUAUCAGGAAACAGUAUUAAGACCAUUGAACAUUUACAUACAAACACUAAUUUAGAAUAUUUAGAUUUGUCUGAAAACAGUAUUUCUCAUAUUAGUGAUUUAUCAUAUUUAAAGAGUCUCAAGGAAUUGUAUCUGCAUAAAAACAAGAUCAAUCAUUUAAGCCAGUGUGAUAGAUUUUUGCCUGUUAGUUUAACAACAUUAACAUUAGCUUCUAACAAUAUAACUGAUCUGAAUGAGAUUUCAAGAUUAGUCAAUUUGACAAAUUUAACAAAAAUCUCCAUUGCUAACAAUCCUUGUGUUAACAUGACUGGGAAUAAUGUAGGCUUUGAUUACCGUCCAUUUGUAAUAAACUGGUGCUUGAAUGUUAGUGUUAUAGAUGAUUAUGUAGUUGAUGCUAUAGAAAGUUUAAGGGCUGAAUGGUUGUAUUCGCAAGGUAGAGGUCGACAUUUUCGAGUUGGUGAUCAGCAGGAACUUACUCAGUAUUUAGCUUCUGUCUGUCCUUUAACUGGUGAAACUUUAGAGACUGAGGAGGAUCGUAAACUCAGAUUGAUACUAAGCAAAGCUCAACAUCAUCAGCAACAACUCAAAGAACAAGGCGACACUCCAACACCAUCACCAAUAACAAGAAAGAAAUUGCAAAUCAACAAGAGUUCGCCAAGAAUGAACGUCUCAAGAUUAAGCAAUAAAUUAAAAUCGCCUGAUCGCAUGACUUCGAGCUGUUACAGCACAAACAACGACAGCGACAAUCCGAAACUAAUGUCGAGAAGUUUAGAUCCUACAAUGUUCAGACAGAACAACACCAAAACAACAAAUGACACCAACAAUUACAUAAUCUCUGAAAAGUGUUUAGAUUCUGAACCUAUCAACAGUCCACUUCAAGCCCUCUCAAAAAUGGUCCCAGUUCCGGAGUCGUUAAUGAGUCCGGAUUACCGACCUCCUGGUUUGGUCGGUCGCAUAAAUUCAACAAUCCCAACCCCAAUAGUCACCAACAAGACUAAAGUGCAGCCGGUCAGAUCCCCGAAACCGACCAGACCGACUCCUGGUAGACUACGAACGAACAUCAAUCCGGAGAUGCGCAAGACCGGUUCGCCGUCGCCUGCACGUCAAAAGCGCAUCAACAACAACUUAAAUUCGAACAGCAAGCCGGACACGCCGAAAAAGACGAUUUUGAGAAAGUCGCCGAGUAGCGAGGAGGAGUCGGAGAUUUGCGAUUCAAAGCUUCAGACUAUCCAAAUGAAGGCGGAAGAGAGGAGGAUGCAGAAGGACGCGGAACUUUCUAGCAACGGCAGCAAUGAGGACAAAGUUGAACAGGCGGUGGUUUUUAUUCAGAAAAUGUGGCGAGGCUAUUACACCAGGAAUAAAAAUAAGGAGGUGCAGGAGAUGUUCAGGACUUUGCAAAAUCAGAGGGCCAAUCAGUACAUUCAAAAACUGGCCUCGGAUAUGGAGAACACGAAGGCAGCUUUGGAGAGUGAAAGAAAGAUACAGAUGUUACAGACUGAGGCGAUCAGUGCCCUUUGGAAGAAGAUUUCUGCACUCCAGCCGGAAACUGGAACCAGCGAGGGUGUUAGCAACUCUGUUAGUAUGACUAACUUGUCUCUGGGCAAUAAUACUGAAGUCGUCAAGGAACUGGCCCAGACCUGCACCAUGCUACAAAAUCAAAUACAACAGCUACAAAGUUCCAUGCAGGACAUUGUAAAAGUAAUGACCGCCUUCAGCCAAUCGACAGGCAUAAGCCAGAACUUUAAAGACAACGGAAUAGCGACUCAAACUGAAAUCGUCGCCGUCCACACCCCUCAAGGAGAAGCCGGCAAAUUGUUUCCGUUCCAACGUCAGACGCGUCCGUCGUCGUUGCCGUUGCCGGUGGGCGUGCGCAAAAAGGACGCCAACACGGCCACCACGCUGAACUCGGAGCUGAAGCAGUACGCCGGCACGCUGGUGGACGGGGUCAUAAAAACGGUGUCGGAGGAGUCGAGAGACGACUCCUCCGCCACGCAAUCGGAGGGCGAGAACACUGUCACGGAGGACGACGUGGAGAAAACUGAUGAGGAUAAAUGAAGGGUUAAUUAAGUACAAACUCUUGCCUGUGUUACUCAUUUUUAGCUUGCGUUUUUUUGUCUUAAUUUAUUUUGUUGCACCGAGACUGGAAUCUUAUCUUGUUUUUGAUGUUUUUUUUGUCAUUAAUGAUGUAUAAAUUUGUUUUCUAAACUGUUUUUUAUGUUAUUCUACCUCUUUUGUUAGGUAUUGUUUGUUAUAUGCACACAAGUUACUGUUCUGUUGAUCACUUGUGUAAAAAAAUCAAGGUAGCUUAAGUAUGUACUAAUUUUCAAGACGACGACAAGAUGCUGUAUUUUUAAUACUUAAAACCAAAGAUACUCUAAUUAUAUUUAAACAGAAAUCUCUUGUGUUCGAUGAAUAUUACAAAAUAAACUGUGAGAUAAGUUAUUUAAAGAAUCUCAGGGUGGGAAUGUUAUUAAUGGCGCAUUUACCAAACUGAAAACACUAAGGAUGAAUAGUUUUUCAUGUGAGCACGUUAUAUAAACAGCAAAUCUAUAGAUCUGUCGAAGUUUAUUUAUAGUAGUAAUAAAAACCGCAUUUAACGUCAGUUUUUUAAAUUGUGGUGAAUAUAAUUUGUUAAUCAAUCUGCCUUUCAAACUACAUUUGCUGCCUGGGGACUUCCUUUUUAAAUUUAUUACCCUCAACAAAAUUAUUACCCAAAACAAAUAUACUGUUUGCUUGGCAGUCAAUAAUCAUUGCUUAUUACUUUCUUUUGGCAUCUCUAACUGACACUCCGUCUCCAAACUGUGAGAUAAUCAAGAAACUAACCGAAAAUAAAUUUUUAAUGGUCUGUGACUACUUAAAUUUAUUUGUAAUAAACAACAUAUAAACAUGUAAAAAUUUUUAGUCACAUUAAUAAAUUAUAAUCACCUCAAUCUUAACAUUCAUAUUUUACUUGUUGCAUAAUAGUAGAUAUUAAGACAAUACUCAGUUCACAAUAUUCAUUGACAGCAGUGAAUUAAUCCAUUAUGUAAUAUAUUAAAAAUUCUUUUUAAGAAUCUUUUUAUAUAUUUAUAUUUUGUAUUGUUGGCUUCAAUUGGUCCACGAGCACUGAUAUAUUGAAAUAUGGAGAUAGGGUGUAUUAUUGGACAAAUGUUUCACUUAAACUUGUGCAGUAUUUAAGAGAUUGCAAUAUUUGAGCUUUAUUAAUAAAUGUUGGAUGCUAUAA